This is a messenger RNA of Alternaria arborescens, 861 nucleotides long. RefSeq lists its product as hypothetical. The record is from RefSeq and is a predicted model, not a curated record. Bases 1 to 861 code for a protein of 286 amino acids. Lineage: Eukaryota; Fungi; Ascomycota; Dothideomycetes; Pleosporales; Pleosporaceae. The transcript has a single exon.
AUGAAGACCUCCAAAUUUGCACCGAAGACGCCCGCAGAGAGGCUAGCGCAAUCAAAAGCCGAUAAGCUCAAGCAGGACAAAGAUCGAGUUACGCGACUGUUAGGACGCGUCCGGUGGAAAGCAGAAAUGCUCAUGGUGUCUUACUUUCGAACCAUGGAGAUUGUACAGGCAGCUGCUCAGCAGAAUGGGGAUCACCAGUCCCAGCAUGCAAUGGGUAGCGGCGCGUCGAGUGUAAGUGGUUACGAGCCUCAACAGCCUGGACGCCGCGAGACUGACAUUGCGCAGAAGCAAGCCGAAUCCAUGUUCAAGGUAGACUUCUUCGAGUUUUACACGCUACUAGAGCGUUACAUCACAGAUUGUCUCGCUAUAUUCGGCGUUUUUGUUUCUACCUCCGCGCCGCGCAUAAACUUCAAUGCCCUCCGUUACGAGACCAACCCCGAGCUUCACCGAACGCGACCGAUGGCUUCGCAUGCAUUCCACGCCAACCUUCUAGAAGCAUUGGAUGACGAGAAGUGUCCGUUGGCAGGAUCACUAGGUCUACAAGAGGUCCGUGUACAACUAGGCAUCGCAAAAGAAUACCGUAAUGCUUGGAAAGAUGCGGAUAGCAAGGCAAACAUUUCCGACGGCGACGAGCGCGCACAUAUAACGCUUCAAAAUUUGCAGCUAGAAGAUAUGUUGCGCAAUAUCAUUGGCGGAUGUGACCUUGCUCACGAAGCAGUGCAGCAGCAUUCCGACGAUACUACAAAUGGGCGUGCACUGACUAGCCAAGACUUUGAACCGAAGAACAUGUACGGACAUAUGAGCAUGGAGAUUGAGGAUACACCAUUUGAAUACAUGGACGACGCGAUGGAGCUGGAUUGA